CUUGUUCUUCCAAAUCCUUAUUUGUUCUUCUCCAUCUCCAUUUCCCUCUUCUCGAUAGUGAGGCCGAGUCUGGUCAUAAGACUCAUAACCAUAUCAUAGUUUCAGUGAAACUUUCCACAGAAAUCAUGAAGGUGCGGUCAGCUGUGAAGAAGAUGUGUGAAUAUUGUCGGACAGUUAAGCGCCGAGGACGUGUCUAUGUGUUGUGCACAGCUAACCCUAAGCACAAGCAAAGACAAGGCAUGUCAACAUUUGCAAAUGAAGGGACAUCUCAUCCGGUGUCCUUGGAGAUAAGCAGCUCCAAGAAGGAGAUUAGGCCUACUCAUAUCUUGCGAACGGGUCUGGCUUCUAUUAUUCCACAAAGGCACAGCCUGUCUAUGUUGUAUGGAUGGAGGGUGGGUCUGGCCUCUAUUCUGUCCAAGAAGUAGAAAGAUAAUUAGCAACUUUCGAUCCAAUUAUUACAAAGAAUAAAUAUGAAGAUAUUGAUCAGCAACGGUUAUAUAUUAAGGCAGCCUUUGGCUUGUUCUCUUUCUUCCUUGUAUUGGUUGAUGAAGUUGUCUCUGUAAACUUGUUUUGUUCUGCACUAUAUUUGAUGUACCGCACUUGUGUAUUUUGUUUAUCCGUCAAGAAGAUGGUCAACGAAGGUACCGUUAGAGUAUGUUUCGGUGUUCAGUGAAUCGGUGGAACACAACUAAUACGCGUGCACCUCUAAAGACGAGAAUUUUUUUGCAAUGUAUUGUUAUCAAUGUAUCUCACAUUUUUCU
Gastrolobium bilobum is the source of this 761-nucleotide messenger RNA. RefSeq lists its product as uncharacterized. Gene Ontology annotation, biological process: translation. Gene Ontology annotation, cellular component: ribosome. The record is from RefSeq and is a predicted model, not a curated record. Gene Ontology annotation, molecular function: structural constituent of ribosome. NCBI's taxonomy places the organism in Eukaryota, Viridiplantae, Streptophyta, Magnoliopsida, Fabales, Fabaceae. The transcript has 3 exons. The coding region runs from base 126 to 425 and encodes 99 amino acids.